AUGAGUAAGAUUCUAAAGAAAGGAAGCAAAUUAAUUGAAACAAUCCAGAACUCGGUUCCAAUGGAGAAACUAGUUGGUCUGCAGGACUUUUAUCUAAUGAAGAGUGGAACACAGUUUGCAAUCAGAGAUGUGCAGGCAUACCACAUAAAGAACACAGACAUGGUCCUUGUUCUUGGGCCUCUCGACCUAGCAGUGAACACUGCAAAGCAGGCCGCAGAGAAAAGAAAGGCAAGACUAGCAGAGCUCGCAAAGCACGAACAGGCACACCAGCACCAGCACAGCCACAAGGAGGAGGAGCACGAUGAAGAGUGCGAUGACGUAGUUGAAGACGCGCCAGAAGAGAAGACAGAAGCUUUCCCAGAAGUGUCCAUGACAGAAGACGACAUUGAAGUAGUGAUGGGACAGGGUGAAGUAUCAAGGGAAGAAGCCAUCAAGCUGCUUAAAGAGAAUGGAGGAGACCCAUUGGCCACUCUGAUGACGCUAGGCAAAUAA
Nematocida minor is the source of this 492-nucleotide messenger RNA. RefSeq lists its product as uncharacterized. The record is from RefSeq and is a predicted model, not a curated record. The transcript has a single exon. Lineage: Eukaryota; Fungi; Microsporidia. Bases 1 to 492 code for a protein of 163 amino acids.